This is a messenger RNA of Bursaphelenchus xylophilus (pine wood nematode), 2263 nucleotides long. The record is from the annotation of a GenBank genome assembly. NCBI's taxonomy places the organism in Eukaryota, Metazoa, Nematoda, Chromadorea, Rhabditida, Aphelenchoididae.
AUGAAGUGGAUCUACAUUGUUCUUGGUCUGGGAUCAGCUGGUUUGGUAAGUCCGAAAAUGAGAUUUUUUGAUAUAACUCAUCAAUUUUUGGCCUAUUUUUGAUCUGUCCUCUUCGGAUCGGUAAAAGUUCCUUAUUCUGGCCACAACUUAUAACUUUGCGGAAACUGGACAGAAUUAGCCCAAAUUUGGCUUGCAGGCUCAAUUCAUCGUUGUGGCCAGAAUAAGGAACUUUUCCCGGAUCUCAUGUUGUUUCUGUUUUAUGGAGCGUAUUUUACCCUUGCAUUUAACUGUUACAAUGGCGGACCUGAUCCAUUGGAAAAAAGCGUACCAUUUUGGAUCCGGGAAGUAUCAAAAAUGCAGCAAAAUACCUCCCUCUCCAAGCGAAAAAACUCCGAUUUUAAAAGCUCUUCUUGUAAGAGAAAGGGCAUGCCCUUCAAAACCGAGUUUUUUUAUUGUAGUGGGAGGUAUUUUGCCACAUUUUUGAUACUUCCGGGAUACAAAUUUGUACAUUUUUUGAUAAUGUAUCAGGUGCCUCACUCUACCGCCUUCUUAUAUACUGUAGGUUCUAUCCGAAACAAACGAAGAAAGAUACGAACGAGAGUUUGCUGAAAAGAUGGAAGCAAUGGCCGACAAACUGGCUCCUGAGGCAUUGGCUGAAACGAUGGUCAAUGUCAUGCAGGUCGGUGGAAUUAAGCUUCCCAAAGAUGAACUCACCGCCAAAUUCUUGGAGGAGUAUGAGAUGGUAAGUAAAUAUUUUUUCAGUUGAUAAUUAAAUACAGUACCAAAAUUUUCCAAAUAUUGUUUCAGUACUCAUCCAUCAGUCGCAAAUUCGAUUUGAAGAGACUUUUUGAUUUCAUCGUUAUAAACGUGACCAAGAUUCGUGAGGAGGAUCUGCUUGGUGAACCGGUACUUCGUGUGUCCCAUUUGCUUUCGGUGUUUCGGCACCAGUUGAGGGGAAAGAUCGGAACCACCGAGAUGACAAAGUUGGAUCGGGCCAUUGCGGUGCUUUCCUUCAUGUACUUUGUAAGUUUAGGAACUUCAUUUGUCCUCGGAGGAUCGGUUAUGCAUAUUAGGUUCCACUGUACAGUGCACGUCAAACUGAGAUAAGCUAAAACAGUCCGGUGAAUGGAUCGGCAAUUUGCCAAAAAAAGACGCGAAAAAACGUUUUGUCGGGGGAGAAAUGGGGAAUUUUUGGGGCGAGAGAGUACGUUUUUGCGUGCCUUUUUUCUCUCUUUCUCUGCGAAAUCAGGACGAAGUGUAAAAAACCGAUAGCGAAGAGUCUAUUCCGGUCACCGGACUCCUCAGCUUGACGUGCAGUGGGGAGCUGAUCCAGUGGCAAAAAAACGUAUCAUUUUGGGAACAAACUUCCUUUUUCUGGGCCCGGCGAAAAGAAGGUUUUGCAGCUUGCGUCCGAACAAUCCCGGUUGCAAGGAAUAUCAGGCUUAGGCAGGCUAGGCUUUGUUUAGGCUUAGCCUCAGGCUUAGUUUAGCGCUUAUCUUGUUUCCUAUUUUUAUUCGCUGCCUGCAGGGAAACCAGGGCGCAAGCUGCGAAGCGCCGGGCCAGAAAAAGGAAGUUCUUCUCCAUUUUGCAUCCGGAAAGUUUCAAAAAUGUGGCAAAAUGCUUCCACCUCCAAGUGAAAGAACUCCGAUUUCAAAAGCGCGGCCGCUCUUUUUGUGAGGGAAAGGGCGCGCCCUUCAAAACGAAGUUUUUCCGUUUGGAGAGGGAAGCAUUUUGCCACAUUUUUGAUACUUCCCAAAUGCAAAAUUAUACGUUUUUGCCAAUGGAUCAGAUUCCUCACUGUACAGAAACUCCGAUGUUUUUCAUCAAGUUGCCUCAAAACUCAUUAAGACUCGCUGAAGUUUGGCUGAAAUGUAAAAGCGGAAUUUUUCAGCAAACGUACUUUGUUACCAGGUACAGCACUCUCAACCGGCGCGCCGGCCUCGGACUCAGUUCAAACGAGAUCUUCGACAGACUACUUCACCUUAUCACCCAGACCUUCGAAAUUGGCCUAGCUAUUGGAUACAACCCCGUCAACGAGUACCACGCAUGGAUGAAAGCCCUUGGAGGCUUUGAUGCUAUACCAUUUGAAAGGGCAUUGGACGCCUAUUUGAAGGCCCUGAAUCAAUUGUUUUCGGCGUUGGAAACGCAUGGCGCAGCUGCUGAAGAUAUCGCGUUCUUGAGCGAGGAGUUUCAAACUGUGAAAAAAUUUCGCGACGAAAACCUCAGGAGAAAGAAAAGGAUGACCGUUUUUUAUGACUUGUAA